CCUCUUUAUUAAAAUUAUUAUUAUUAUCAUUAUGAUUAUUAUUAUCCACUGUUUUAUUGUUCCUUUCUUCACCUCUUUUAUCUUCCUUUCUUAAUUUACUUCCUUGUUCCUUGUUCCUUGUUCCUUUUUCCUUCCACUCCCUUCUCAAUGGAUUGCCAAAUCUGAAGAGGAUCCACAUUAAAUGUCUUGGAAUCAGAGUUUCAUAUGUUGAUUGUUCAUCUCUCAGCUCUCCUGAAGAAUUAGCGAAUAGUAAUUCACCAUGAACUGGAAUCAGCAAAUGGAAGUUCAUUAUACGAAUGCUGCUACACCUUAUAAUUCAAUUGGAAGUUUUAUGGAUUUCUUUGGAGGUGUUACAUAUGACCAUGUAAAUUAUAUAUUUGCUGAUCCUCCUUAUGCUCAGGAGAGUUUAUAUCUAUCCAUCAGCACCAAUCCAUACAAAUUUGGGUAUUCUGAAGCAGGUAGUUUCUCGUAUUACGAUUAUGGUCAUGAAUAUGUGGUGAAUGAUCAUGUAUCUGGAAUCGAGCAUGAUAGACAUUUAGAGAACCAUUCAACUGCCACCGUUAACCAGAAUGUAGCUGCAAAUGUGCCUAGAGAGGAAAUUUCAGGCUCCAAUUCACUCACUAAUUCUGUGGAAUGUCCUAGGGGUCAAAUUAAUACGCGUAACAGUGAGGUAUAUACCAAGGUUGUUUGGCAAGAUAAUAUUGACCCUGACAACAUGACCUAUGAGGAAUUACUUGAGUUGGGAGAGGCUGUUGGAACUCAAAGCAGAGGGCUUUCCCAAGAUCAAAUCUCCUUGCUUCCAAUCACAAAAUUUAAGUGUGGCUUAUUCUCAAGAAAGAAAUCAAGAAAGGAAAGGUGUGUGAUAUGCCAGAUGGAGUACAAACGUAAUGAUCGGCAGAUCAUGCUUCCCUGCAAACAUAUCUAUCAUGCUGGUUGUGGCAGUAGAUGGCUAAGUAUCAACAAAGCUUGCCCAAUUUGCUACUCAGAAGUGGUGAUUGAUACAUUGAAGGGGUGAAGCAAAUUUCAAGCAUCACAGGGACUGGCAUCACAUCUUUCUUCUUGGAAGGUAUUCUUGUGGUGGAGUUUUGAACUCUUCAACUAAUCUGGAGGUGCUUGAGUUGUAAAUCGUUGAUGGGUUGUAUUUUGGAGGGGACAAGUCAAGAGAUAUACUGCUGGAUCGAUGUAGAUUAUGUUGUAGUGAGCUUGAAUCUCCUUGAGAGGACGAGAUAUCCGCGUCCCAGUCAAUAAGAAGAUUGUUUUAUUUUUGUUCAUUUUAUUAUUUCAACUGUAAUUUAUUGUAAUUAUGGUAUAUAUUAUAUCAAUAAUUUUAGGAAAAUUUACAUUUUGUUACAGUUUGAAAAAUCGUGAAUAUCAAGAUGAGAGAUCUCAAUAUCUCAACAUUAGUAGUUUCUUUAAGAGAUGGAAGGAAAGUGAGGAAGAGUAAAGUAUUUUUCUGAUUGCUCAAUUCAAAUUAAGGAAAGGUAAAAAAGAGCUUUUCUACUUUUUGCAGAAGAAAGGUAAAA
Molecule: messenger RNA, 1523 nt
Organism: Capsicum annuum
Lineage: Eukaryota; Viridiplantae; Streptophyta; Magnoliopsida; Solanales; Solanaceae
Product: E3 ubiquitin-protein ligase BIG BROTHER
Exons: 10
Coding region: 260-1015 (251 amino acids)
Biological process (GO): protein ubiquitination; negative regulation of organ growth
Molecular function (GO): ubiquitin-protein transferase activity; ubiquitin conjugating enzyme binding
Source: RefSeq, a predicted model, not a curated record